CGAACAUUUAAAACGAAAACAUUUCAACAAGAGCUGUCUCUAUUAGCGGAUAUGGAUAUCAAUACUAAUUACUAUUAAUCUCUGAAUAUUUGAAAAAAAUUGAAUAAAACAAAUUCAAAGUCCAUCAGGGAGGGAGGAACCAAAAUGGAAACGACGGCGGACCCUCCACCACAGCUAUCACCGCCGCCCCCACCACCCAUCUCCGACCCCAUAUCGCCGGAAAACGACGUGGCACUGUCCCCACAGCUCAACAACUCCUCGGAAGACCAAUCAUCCUCCCUCCCAAAGGAAACGACACCAGAAACCGCCGUUUUGGAAUCCCCAGAAGAUUCUUCUUCAUCUCACCAACACGCCCCACCUGACCCCAACCCCGCGGCUCCCGGUCCUCCCCGCAAGCGCCGCCGUCGCAAGAAAUUUUUCACGGAGAUCAACGGCGCCGCCUCCAUCGCCGCCAGGAACCGCCGUAACGAUGUUGCCAAGGACUGCGAUGUCGAGGCCCUCAUCGCCAUCUCCGUCGGUUUCCCCGUCGACUCUCUGACGGAGGAGGAGAUCGAGGCCAACGUCGUCUCCACCGUCGGCGGCUCCGAGCAGACCAACUACAUCGUCGUCCGAAACCACAUCCUCGCACGGUGGCGCUCCAACGUCGACGUGUGGCUCACGCGCGAUCGAGCCCUCCAAUCUAUCCGUUCCGAGCACAAAGGGUUGGUCGAUUCCGCGUACCGUUUCCUCCUCGAGCACGGGUACAUCAAUUUCGGCAUCGCGCCACCGAUUAAAGAAGCGAAGUUGAAACCUUUCGAUGAUUUCGAAAGAGGAACGGUGAUUGUGAUUGGUGCUGGGUUCGCAGGUUUGGUUGCGGCGCGGCAAUUGGUGUUUCUAGGGUUUAAAGUUGCGAUUUUGGAGGGAAGGAUGCGCCCUGGUGGGCGCGUGAAGACAAAGAAGAUGAUGGGUGAUGGAGUUGAGGCUGCAGCGGAUUUUGGUGGGAGUGUGCUUACUGGAAUCAAUGGCAACCCUCUUGGGGUUUUGGCGAGGCAAUUGGGUUUGCCUCUUCAUAAGGUUAGGGAUCUUUGCCCUUUGUAUAUGCCUGAUGGAAGGGCUGUUGAUUCUGAUAUUGAUUCUAGGGUUGAAGUUUCAUUUAAUAAGCUUUUGGAGAGGGUUUGUAAGCUUAGGCAGGAUAUGAUUGAGGAGGUUAAGUCGGUUGAUGUGCCGUUAGGGACGGCGCUGGAGGCAUUCCGGCGGGUUUAUAAGGUUUGUGAGGAACAGGAGGAAAGGAUGCUGUUGAAUUGGCACCUUGCUAAUUUGGAGUAUGCUAAUGCUACUCUGAUGUCGAAUUUGUCCAUGGCAUAUUGGGAUCAGGACGAUCCUUAUGAGAUGGGUGGUGAUCACUGUUUUAUCCCCGGAGGGAACGAGAUUUUCGUUAGGGCGCUCGCGGAAGAUUUACCAAUUUUCUAUGGGCGGACUGUGGAGUGUGUUAAGUAUGGAUCUGAUGGGGUGAUUGUUUAUGCCAGCGGGCAGGAAUUCCGGGGGGACAUGGUGGUUUGCACUGUGCCGUUAGGUGUGCUUAAGAAGGGGUCUAUUGAGUUUGUCCCUGAGCUUCCUCAGAGAAAGAAAGAUGCAAUUCAUAGGUUAGGGUUUGGGUUGCUGAACAAGGUUGCUAUUCUAUUUCCAUAUAAUUUCUGGGGUGGGAACAUUGAUACGUUUGGUCAUUUGACUGAGGACUUGAGUAUGAGGGGUGAGUUUUUUCUGUUCUAUAGCUACUCUUCUGUGUCCGGAGGCCCACUACUCGUUGCCCUUGUUGCCGGGGAUGCUGCAAUUAGGUUUGAGAUGAUGUCACCGGUGGAGUCUGUGAGAAGGGUUUUGGACAUUCUGAAGGAUAUAUAUAACCCAAAGGGAAUUGUUGUUCCGGAACCUGUUCAGGCAGUCUGUACGCGGUGGGGGAAGGAUCACUUUGCUUAUGGAUCUUAUUCUUAUGUUGCUGUUGGUUCAUCAGGAGACGAUUAUGAUAUUCUUGCAGAGAGUGUUGGAGAUGGGAGACUGUUCUUUGCCGGUGAGGCGACCAGUAAACAAUAUCCUGCGACAAUGCACGGAGCAUUUCUUAGUGGAAUGAGAGAGGCUGCAAACAUUCUGAGGGUCGCAAAUAGAAGAUCUUUGGUGCCAGUUGACAGAACAAGAAACACCAGAGAGAGUGAUGAAUUGAACAAAUUGUUUAUGAACCCUGACCUCAAAUUUGGGAGCUUCUCUGCUUUGUUUAAUCCAGAGCCGAAUGAUCUUGAUUCUAUUGCAUUACUACGCGUUAAAAUUGGAGAAGCGGUCAUGGACUCUGGCAAUCUUUAUCUUUACGCCAUGGUUUCGAAGAAGCAAGCCGUUGAGUUGAGUCAGGUGGAUGGAGACGAAAACAGGAUGAGAAUGUUAAGCCACAAUUUUGGGGUGAGUUUGGUUGGGAGGAAGGGCUUAAGUAGUGCUGCUGAAUCUAUUAUUGGCAGCAUAAAAUUAUCGAGAUCCAAUCUUAUUAAAGCAGAAAAUGGUCUGGUUCACCACAUGAAUUCUUAGAGCAUCAUGGAGAACAGAGGCUCAUUGUUAACUGUAUUAUUAAACUCAGAUGUUUUCUGUUAGAAGUUAGAACUACAUAGUUUCUGACCAUUUUUCCCGUCAUUGUUACCCAUUUUUAGCAUUGAUGUUCCACAAGGAACAAGGCUGUAGUCGCUUCUUUAUGAUUAAAUAUGAAUGUAGAAAUAUUAAUUUCCUAGUUGGUUA
Molecule: messenger RNA, 2751 nt
Organism: Arachis duranensis
Lineage: Eukaryota; Viridiplantae; Streptophyta; Magnoliopsida; Fabales; Fabaceae
Product: lysine-specific histone demethylase 1 homolog 1
Exons: 1
Coding region: 145-2547 (800 amino acids)
Cellular component (GO): nucleus
Molecular function (GO): protein binding; oxidoreductase activity
Source: RefSeq, a predicted model, not a curated record